Rhipicephalus microplus (southern cattle tick) is the source of this 9737-nucleotide messenger RNA. RefSeq names its product Heparan-alpha-glucosaminide N-acetyltransferase (gene Hgsnat). The record is from RefSeq and is a predicted model, not a curated record. Lineage: Eukaryota; Metazoa; Arthropoda; Arachnida; Ixodida; Ixodidae.
CACAGAACACCUAUAUACUAUUGAAACCGCCUCGGCGCACACCUUUAGUCGCAGCGGACUUCGGCAGGAAGCGCUUGUCAGGCGCUCGUUUUGCCCUGGAAAGUUCCCGCAUCGUAAUCAGGCGCCUUGCUGCGACAGCCACUUCACGUCUCCGCCCGUGCUGCCGCGCGCAUCUUGAACCAUGUGUGACCUAAAAGUGAACCAAGCCUGCGUCACCGUGCAUUCCGCUUACUCGCUCCCUCUUGAUCUCUACGCGCAAACAUCGGAAUGCUACGGGUGUACUCUUCAACUAGUCCAUCAUGCGCGUCGCCAUAGUCGCAAUUACAGUGUCGUCCUGGGGAGCAUCUACGAGACAGAGUUGCAGCUGCGGAGGCAUCGUGAACCAUUGCCUAACUGCACUUUCCGCGAGCACCUUGGAGAGCAUGGCUCAUAUCUCCUGCGUGUCUCGUAUGAGGGCCACUGUGACUGGCAAGUGAUCAAGGAACCCGUCAACAUAUACAACCCUCUCAUUGUUGCGACAGCAGUGGUGCUGUUCCUGAUAUUACUCUGGCAAGCAGUGGCCUGUUUCAAGAGGCUGUGUUCAGCUUUUGUUUCCGUCAACACGGUCCCCUCGGACUCUCAGCAAGGCAUAUUAGGUACUGCGGUUGCUGUUGAAGAUGGCCAGGCCAUACCCACUGCUGCCCCCAAAAAACGACUACGCUCUCUUGAUACUUUGAGAGGGCUCUCACUGGUGCUCAUGGUGUUUGUAAACUACGGUGGCGGCAAGUACUGGUUCUUUCACCACAGUCCUUGGAAUGGUAUCACUCUCGCCGACGUGGUCUUCCCAUGGUUUGUGUGGAUCAUGGGUGUCUCACUUGCCAUGACCAUACGGUCGCUCCUUCGCAAGUCUGUCACCAGAGGUGCUAUAUUCCUGCAAAUUGUCAAGCGCUCCAUUAUCCUUUUCGGGCUCGGCAUAAUGACCAACACUCUGUCUGGGAACGUGGAUCUAAAUGCACUGCGCAUUCCUGGUGUACUCCAACGCCUGGCGUUCUCCUAUCUGGUGGCUGCUACAGUGCAUCUUUUGUUUGCCAAGCCACAUGAGGGACAGCUGGUUUGGGCCCCUGUGCGUGACGUGCUGGCCUACUGGCCCGAGUGGCUGCUGGCAAUUCCCAUCCUGGCACUUCAUUUGGCUCUGACCUUCUAUUUGCCAGUGCCCAACUGUCCGCAGGGCUACCUCGGUCCAGGAGGCUUGCACCUGAAUAGCAGCUUUGAAAACUGCACAGGUGGGGCAGCUGGUUUUAUUGAUCGAAGCAUUUUCGGCAACAAUCACAUCUACCAGACACCAGAUAUGCGGCACGUAUAUGGCACGCACCUUCCGUAUGACCCUGAGGGUACACUAGGAUGCCUUACGUCCAUAUUUUUGGUCUUCUUGGGCCUUCAGGCUGGCAAAAUCUUGCUCACAUUCUCUGAAUGGAAAGCUAGAGUUGUUCGCUGGUGUAUCUGGGGCCUCCUUUGCGGUGUUAUUGCUGGUGUCCUGACCAAUUUCUCAAAAGAAGAGGGUUGGAUACCCAUUAACAAAAACUUGUGGUCGGUGUCCUUCGUUCUGUCUACAGCCAGCACAGCCUUCUUUCUUCUUGCUGUUUUGUACUACCUGGUGGAUGUUUGUGGAUGGUGGUCGGGUGCACCACUUAUCUACCCAGGCAUGAACUCCUUGGCCGUGUAUGUGGGACACGAGAUCUUGCAUGGUGUGUUCCCAUGGGCAUGGCAGUGCCCAGAGUCUCACUGGUGCUACCUCUUCAUGAACCUCUGGGGCACUGCACUGUGGGUGGUUUUUGCGUGGCUCAUGUUCUGCAGGAAGCUAUUCAUCUCAGCCUGAACGAAAAGCCAUCCACACACCGGUACCCUCGACAUCUUGCUGAACAAAUACCCCAUGCACGUUUAUCUUACUACACAUAUUUGCAAGUUGACUCGCAUUUUGUGAGCACCUUACAAGUGUCAUCAUCAGGGAUGACCCUGUUCGUGCAUAUCCUAAGGCGCACAAGGUACAUGUACCUUGUGCCUGUUAGUAUGUACAUAUGUAUACUACUAGGAUGUUUGUACUCUGGAGGUUAAUUGUGACCAGAAAAUCAGUUUUGGAGAAAUGUGUCUGGAAAAGCUGACACUCUGAAUGUUCUCAGUGCAAAAAUAGAGCAUGGUCUAUGAGUCGAUGCUUUGGUUUGGUACCUCUUCAACUGACGCUACUCUGUAAAAUUAAAUUUUUCGCCUGGUACUGCCAUGUCUGUUGUCGUGGCAGAAUGAAUGCAGUGCCUCGAAUUGGGAGAUUCGAAGUUUGGCUAUGUGUUCGGAUGUUCAUAGGAAAGGGCAUUAGUGCAGCUGAAGAAGCUACUGUAAUGUGGUGAGCAACAUCCGUUGGGAUUGCCAUAUGUCAAGCUGAAUAUGUGGUUUUGGAAAAUCGACUUUCCCACGAUUUUCUGCUUCUCAAGGUUCACACUCCUCUUUCCUUGUAUGAAAUAUUGCAGUUCAGUCGACUCGCACUGUCGGUGUUGCUCUGGUACUGAAAGGGUGAAAAAUUUCGAGGAGAUGUAGUAGUUCUUCAAGCGAAAUUCUUCGAAUAAAAUUUGAACAAAAUGCAUCAACUCCAAUCUGCUAUCUAUAUAUUGAAUCAAGGUGAACUGAUGUCUGCUUUUUGUCUACAUUUUUUUAGUUGACUGUUAUCAACCCAUUGUUCAAAGUCUGCAGUGUGCGGAAAAUUCUUUUGUCAUUCUUUAUUAAAGCCAGCCAUUUCUAAAGGUGUGGCUUGAAGUUGCAGGUAACAUCUUGGCAAGAACAUGGUAUCAUAAAGCACUGAGAUGUGCCAGUCAGCCUAGUUUGGCGGUGUUGCAUUACGAUGCAGUUACAUGUAGCAGUCAGCACAAUUUAGUGGUCUUACAUCAUGAAAUGUAAUUAUUUACCAAUAAGCAUAGUUCAGUGGUUUUCACAAUGCUGUCAAAAAUAAUGCUGCUAUUUUCUAUACCAUACUCACUUCUGCCCCAACACUUUGUAUCGUCCUUAAAAAAUUCGCCAUCCAGAUCACAGCCUUCUGUCCUACUUCAGUGGGUCCUCUUGUUCCAUGUCAGUUGUGGUCAAGGUGUCGUCGACAUUCAACAAGCUGAGGGGCACAUUAGUGAUUUAUGAUGGCAUAUCAUUUCUACCUUUAACUUUGCCAAUUUUCAGUACCAGCCAGACACCUUGUUGCAUGCUGUGGGCAUAUUGAACUUGCAAAUUCAUACAGCAUAUUUAUUACAUGCUUGAAUUUAGACCUUCUGCUCAUUACUGGGCCAGCAACGAGAUAUUGUAGAAUGAAAGAAAAGCAUUAAAUUUUGUGCCAAUAUUUAGUUAGGUGAAGAAUGCAGUUACCCUGAAAUUUCAAAUUCAAUAUCUCAGAAAGACGUUGCUUUCUGUGACUUGUAUUCUGAUGAGUCGCUCGUAAGACUCAUCGUAUCUAAAGAAUCUUUCUGCUGCUUUAGCUGCAUUCUCACACGCUUCUGUCCGUUUAGAAACCACCCUGCAAUGCACGUAACAUGUGGAUAGGUCCUGUGGCAUGCUCAGCAGCUUAGGGGAGCAACAAGAAACUCGACUGUUUUGAGUGGCUAGAAAAAACAACAGAUUUAUCAAUACUGGCUUCUAGACUGCUAACUGCAGUUGCACUAGGAUGUGCUUGCUGAACUGAACUGCAUGCUUUGGGUACUACAGGCCUGUGGAAAGCGACUGCCAAGAGUGGUGCUGCUGUAAUCAUGCUUGGGCAAGUACAGACACCACCUAGUUGACUUUUCCAUCUUCAAAAUGCUGCUAUUCAUUUAGCUCACAAGUGCACUUUUUUUAAGGAGAUGAAAGCUGUAUUUGUAAAGAAAGUGCACCUCAGGUACUACAUUCGGUUGCAUUAGUGUUUCCUCAGAGCGAGAAGUUCAGAUUUUGCAGGCUUGGUACAUUACCGUAGGCCACUGCUUGCCUAAUUUGUAGCAUUUUGGUGCUUAUAGUUUCAACUGAUGGCUAUACUAACCUUGAAAAAAAGAAGUAUGAAAAGGUAAGAACUGCUGAGGAGAUGCAGUAACUCUUUGAGACCCUGUGAGAGAGUACGAUUUGGCAUGUUGGUAAUCCACAGUUGUAUCAGAGCAGUGUUCCUUCAGCCAAAGAAAUGCAGACUAAUAGAAACAAAGCAUUAAAUCAGUGCUUUGUCCCUGCUGCAUUGCAACAUGCAUUUUUUGUUUUGUAGCAUGAGUCUUGGUCUUUGGAUGAGGGCACCAAUUUUCUUUUCAGUUUGACUUGCCUUGUGUAAAAUAUUUGGCCUUGGUGCUGCCCAUGUUGGCAGUGAAUAAGCUAGCGCCUUGUCACACUUCCUUGUCUAUACAGGAUUGCAGUCAUUGUGCAUGCUUCUUUGCUUAAUGUGUACAGUGCCAAAUGACUCUCCUCUGGUCUUGUAAAAAUGUACGAGUAGCACCGUAUUUACUCAAAUGUAACGCGACUACGAUUAUAACGCGAGGGGUGACUUUUAAGUGCCGAAAAAACAACAACAUGAAUUUAACGCGAGUAAAGUGGGGGCAAAAAAGUAGCUUUAUUUGCUGCACAUGGUAGUGGCAAAGGCAUCCCAGUUUCUAAAUAUGAAGUGAGUUUUGUUCAUUCGUCGCUUUCAUCGUCGAUGGUUGAGCCCUCUUUGUCACUUUCUUUCUCACAGAUGAGGUCAUCCUUUGUGCCAUCUAUAUGGUUCAAUAUGCAGCACUUUUUAAACGCGCGAACUAUCAUGUCGUGCAGCAGGCUGUACCAAGCUGCGGACACCCACUCGGCAAUCUUUGCGGUGCUAGGUCGCUUUAUCCUACCCGUAGGUGUCAAAGCCUGAUCUUCUCACAUCCAUUCUUCGUACAGCUGCUGCAUUUUAUCCUUAAAGGAUUUGUUCAGGCAGACAUCUAAUGGCUGCAGCAGGGACGUCAUACCUCCGGGAAUAACGGCGAACUGCGUCCGAGUCUCCCGCAUCAGCUUCUUCACUUGAGGCGUCAGGUGACUGCGAAAUGAGCCGAGAACUAGGAUGGAGGCGGGGUGGAGGAGCGCACCUGGUCGCCGGCACCAGACAAUCUUGACCCAGUCAAGCAUAAGCAGAGUGUACAGUGCUCAACUCGGCUGUCUAUAACGACAGAGCGUUGUGCGCGAAACAGCACGGGUGACAUCUGCAGUCGCAAAGACGCCACAUCUGAGCAUGCACGGCAACAGUGAUGUGCCUGCCUCGCAAUACUAAUCCCUGUUUAUCGCCGCGGAUGCAACAACCACUUUGGCCGUCGAAAGCACUCUGAGCAAUUCGCGAAAAAACAAAAAACAAGAAAGACGAAGUAAAACUGUUUUCGCUGUGAUAUGAUAUCAUGAAGCGAGAAUAUUUCUUUUUUGUUGUUGCUUUAUUUCAAUCUUGUGAUGUUGAGAGCGCUUCGACAGCCAAAGCAGCCAUCGGGGCCACAGAAAUAAAGAAGGGUGGAAACUUCAGGGCAGGCACAUCAUUGGCACCGCGCAUGCUCAGAUGUGGCGUCUUUGCGGCUGCAGAUGUUGCUUGUGCUGUUCCGCGCGCGACGCGGACAAUCACAUCCCUAGGGAACAGCUCCUUUGGGAUGGUUUUGCACCGGAAAAUGAUGUAUGGCGGCAACUUGCGCCAAGCAGGCUAGCAUCACGAUUAGCUGCGUCUUCUCGUUGCCUAUUGUCCUUUGCGUACCUGUUUCGCUGACAGUCCUUGACAUAGGCAUGUCCAAGAAACCGGGAGUCUGGUUUGCAUUGCCAAUGUGCCCCAACGGCAUUUGCGACAAGCGGCGCAGGUUGAGCAUAUAGCACUGAAACUCCACUACCUUCGCUUCGCAAUCUGCUGGUAGCUUCUGCCUUAUCGACGUUGUUCGCCGGAGGGAAAAUCUUCGCAUGAACGUUUGUGCCAACUCACGUGAAGCUUUAAAGUUCUCCCGCGAGAUUCCCUACGACUCGGGCUUUUUACUGAAGCAGCUCCAAUAGGCGAUUUCGGGGCUCAAUCACAAACUCCGCCACUCUUUUUUCGAGUUGUGUGUGACGGCCACAAGGAGGUCCACGGAAGUCUUUUCGGCCGGGCUCGCCCAUGAAGAGCGCUUCACGCUGGAGCCUUUACCCACGGAUAGUAGAUUCCGCCACAUCUAGCCGUCGUGCCGUGGCUGAGUUCCCGAUUUCCUCAGCCAUCAGUAUUGCACUUCUCUUAAAGUGGGCUUCGUACUGAACUCGUCGCGCUGCCAUUUGCUCGAGCCGAAGUCGCGCAAGCACAAAGGAAAUGAACCGCCUGCAAAACACGUCUCCAUGUGCGCGUCGCAAACAAUAGGAUUAGAUUGGAUUCAAUUCGAUUUUGCCACUGUGCAUAUGUUGCCAGCACAAGGUUGAAAGAUCGCUAGGUUUGUCAUAGCCAUUUUAAGAAACCAGUGGGGCAGCACCGCCAAGGCACGAUUUGAGGUGCUUCGAUUAUAAUGCGGACCCCCUAAUCACUUUAGAGAAAUUUGAAAAAAACUCGCAUUACAUUCGAGUAAAUACGGUAAUUUGCUCUGCCUUAUCAACUUGGCUGUAGGCCAUUUUUCUUAAACCUGGUCUUAAUUUUUGUGAGCUCCUUGACAAGUUGUAUUCGUGCUUUCAUUUCAUAGUGCGCACACACGCAGCAGCAGACACAAAACUUGUUUCCUAGAAUAACGAAUGUUCGAAGUCAACAGUUUUUUACGGCUCUCUCAUUUAGUGUGGGAAUGCUGCUCCACUAUUCGAGCAAAUAAUGAACAAGAGAUAACUUCCAUGUUUCUGGCUCUAUCAAGUGUAUCGUAACUUGCUGCACAGAAGCGUCUAGUAUUUAUGCCAAAGGAAAGGUCAAAAAGUAAAACUUGCGACUCAAGUAUUUGGUCUGUCAUAAAAACUGCUUUUACUUGGAACAUAUUCCCAACUCUCAUGAACAGUUGCUAUGCUCCACAGGUGGUGAUGUAUUAAGGAUGUCACUUCAGCAAGCGGAAUACGCCCUAGCAUGUCAUCAUUUACAGUUUUGUAAUUAUAAAGUGUGAAAUUUUAAUAUUGUGUGCAAUAUGUAGUGUAUCAGUAUUCUUUGAUAGCAUGCUAGAACAUUUAAAUGCUUUUUAUGCAGUUGGGUUUCAGGUUUCGAUUCUUGAAUUUCACACUGAAUACUGCUGCUCGUUGAGGACAAUAGCAAUUGUGGAUUGUUCAUUUAUAUGCUACAAUCAAGAUAGUCAUAGGAAAAGUUGCUGUGGUAAAAGAGAAAGUGUUAUUUUGUUAGAUUUAAUGUUGUGUUGACUGAUAAUUCGAGAGCUCCAUAAAGAAUAAGAGAUUCUCAGACCUAGUCCAACUCCGUCAGUGUACAUUUUACAUGUUCUUCGGUGUUGCAUCUGACUAGCUCUUCAAAGGGUGUAGUAGCUUUAUUGGGAGAAUUAGUCUUUUGGGCUCUUGAUUGGUUGAAAUGCUAUACUCAAAAACACAUGAAAAGUUUUUACUGCAGAGACUAGAUUGCCAAAGAUCACAUCCUGUGCAAGUGCAGGUGUUUUCUUGUAAGAUGCUCUUUUUAUUAUUCCUAACUAUGCCACAGUGUUACACUGUGCUAGAAUGCUUUCCAGUGGCAUAAGUGUGCCUCUCUGUAUGUUGCGCAUGGGGGCAGCUGCAGCAGUGGUGCUGCCAUUGACCACUCUUCAAAGCUCAUUCUGAUGCGCCUAAGAAGCGGACGUGGUACGCGAGAUUGUAAAGCAUGUUGGAUUACAUGCUUAUGUGUUAAUGUAAUUCAGGCUCAGUUUACUUUUUGUGUAUAGUAGAAGUGCAUUGGAGUGUCAGAGCUGGUUGUAUGAUUUUGGGCCUCUCGCAGCAAGCAAAGCAGGUAGUAUAUGAAGGAUAUUCGAUGCACUGCAAUUGCUUUCGCCUGGUGGGUCAUUCAGGGAAUGGGGCAGUUUAGUGAGCAAUAAAAUUUGCUAAACAAUGGUUAUUGUAAAACGGAAAGUUUGCCCGAUGUUUGCAAUUAUGAAAAACACAUUGUUGGCAGUGUCACUCUUAGGGUGCAUAUGCAAAAAAAAUCAGGCUAUGAAAGCUGAUCAAUUGUUUACACAUGAAAGCAGAUAAAAAAACAUUUGGUGUGCAAAGAAAAAUUACUUGGAGAUUUCAGUCUCUAAAACAAAUUUAUUGCAGGCACUUUUCAUUUGCACAGAGGUCGUUCCUUCUUUUGGAAUCUUGCUUUGGAAGUUGGUGCUAUAAAUUGUGCUCAAGUAUGGCAUGUUAUUGGGCUCAUUGGUUCUUAGAUUCAGUAGACACUUCUCAACUGUGCAAAGAAAAAAAAAAAAACACAUUAGAAACGUGAAACACUCACACAGAUAAAACAUCAUGCUUGUUUUGGGAUUCUAAAGGGGUUUCUUCUUGGUGCAGUUGAAUGUGUAAACUGCUCUUACCUCACACUCAAUUUGGCCUUGCGAUGUUACGUUGUUUGUGAGACCAUUUUUUCAUUAUCUGCGCUUUUACAGAUACGCAUGUCACGCGCUUCUUACAGAGUGGUUAUAGCGCUGCAACGUGAAACGUUGGCAAUGAUGUGCCAGCCACCUGCUUACCUAGCAUGAAUAUCUUCGAGUGCAAAGCACUGAUGCUGCUUGUUGUGAAGAACACAGCUUUUUCUACAGUGACCUCACAUAAAGUGCAACUCAAGUGCAUUGCUAUCUCUGGUUAGUGGCUUGUCAGCUCUCUGUACACUUCUUUCUCGCGUGGAUUGCCGUUCAGAGUUCUUUGUGCCUAUCAGCUGUUCUGCACCCUGGAAUGUAGCAGUAAUUAAGACGGCUUUGCAGUCAUUGAUGAAAGUCAUCACGUUUACAUAAAACACCUGAAACACAAACACUCGGAACGCUAAGCCAUCUAACGCUUCUCUGAAAAGCUAAAUUAUUGUGUGCGCUUAAGCCUGUAGCAUUUAAGAGUGGUCAACGACAGCGCCACCACUUCGGGUGCCACUCACAGUGACUCACGGAGCAAGGCAAUACCCUCCGCCUCUCUUUGCACAGAGUUUUUCUAGUACACCGCAGUUUAUUGUAAACUGCAGUUUCACUUAAGCCUACAACACUUCGCAAUUUGUAGUAGUUUAAAUUUUCUAUGGUGGUGCAAUAACAAGCAGUUGUUAUUGCCUUGAAGUUUUUUUUUAAUUGGUGCUCUUUGUGAGUUGAGUGCUUUUUGUUGUCUGCUCCUGAUAAUCAACUGCUUUACACUGCUCUUAUAUGCAGUCUUAGCCACAUUUGGCCACAUUUCUCAUUGCCUAAAAUGUCAAGCAACUAUUAAUCUUGCAUUAACUGUGGCGCUGUAACUGCCUCAUGACUGGUGUGUCACAUUCGUGAUGGUUUCUCACUGGGUCUUUAAAAACUUCUCUUUUACAUCAGUUUUUCCAUUGUGCAUGCAAGAACUAUUCUUUGUUACAGUGUUUAACGAAAGCAUUGUGAGCUUAUUUCACCAAAUCAUAGCAUGUGUGUCCAUUGUCGCUCUGCAUUAUGGACCAUGGCUUUAUUUUUGCCCAAUUUUUCGCAAGCUUGUCUUUUUAAUAAGGAGCUUAGUCAAGUGAUAACAUCGAAUGUGCAUGAACACAUUAUGGUGUUGGCAUUUAACUGUAGUAUACAUGUAAUCAAAAUCUAUUUUAUUUUACUUAUUUCAAAAUGUCUACGACAUUUCCCUUCUACGCAUCUCUGUUAUGGUUCCUUCCUAGAGCUGAAUAAAUUGUAUUUUGUGAUGUA